AUGCGAGCAAUCGCAAUAUCGGGCGACGAAAAGGUUAUGCAAUUGCUGCUUGGUCGAGAUGAUUCUCGUGAGAUAACAAGUGACAUCUUUAACGCUGGUGUUUUGAACCAGAAUGAGAAGAUUUUGGGUUUGUUGCUUGAUCGGGGUGGUUCCGGUAGGAUAUUGACAGAAGCCAUCAACAGAGCGAUAGAGAACUGCAAUGAAAAGAUUUUGGGCUUGCUGCUGGAUAACGGGUACCAGAUGUCGCAGACUCUUGUGAAUAAAGCAACUGCCAACGGCACCGCGUCAACUUUGCGGCUGCUAUUCGAUCGAGGUGGUGUAAUUACCGGCCCAGUGGUGAGGUGCGCUGCAGGGAACAAUCUUGAAGGAGCAAAGAUGAUGAGCUUGCUCUUAGGCGAGGCCGAAAAUUGGAUGACCAUGGAAGAAAUGACUGAAAUGAUGAUAAUCGCUGCAAAGUCCGCAUUCGAGGGACCGGGUAUCUUGAAGCGGUUGCUAGAACAUGCAGAGGAUGUUCUGAUCACAGAAGACGUUCUCGUGACCGCAGCAAGAAUAGGCCCUAGAGACGAAUUGUUCGAAUUGUUCUCGGGAAGAGAUUGGGAAAUGACAGAGGAAGUGCUGGAGGCAAUGAUGAGCCACCUGGCAUCGGAGAAAACGUUGCAGCUCCUACUGGACCGACUCGAAGGCUUGGAGAUCACAGGGAAAGCUAAAGUUCUGCUGGCAGCGGCUAGCAACCGUUCAUUUGGCGACCAAUUAGUGGGACUGCUAUUGGACAGGGUGAACCUUCUUGACAUUGUGAACCCUCUGCUAGUAGAAGCUGCAGGAAAUGACACAUUCGGCCUAGGGGUGGUUCUGCUGUUACAGCGUCGAGUUGGCGAGAUCAACGUCACUCAGGAGGUUAUGGAGAGAGCUGCUCGGAAAGGACCGAUGCAGGCGGGUUUCAGCGCCCCCAGCUUUCACUUCUCCUUGGUUAGCAUCUCGGAAAUAUCUGUCGUUAAUGAUUGGGGUUCGCUCCAUUAA
Molecule: messenger RNA, 1017 nt
Organism: Letharia columbiana
Lineage: Eukaryota; Fungi; Ascomycota; Lecanoromycetes; Lecanorales; Parmeliaceae
Exons: 1
Coding region: 1-1017 (338 amino acids)
Source: RefSeq, a predicted model, not a curated record